AUUAUUUCAGAAUUUCCUGGAAAUUUCGGUCAAAUCUGCAUGAUUCACAGUGAACAAUGAUGAUGGCACAGAGCGAGGAUCCUCCCUUCGUUGGGGAUUGGUAUCGUGAGAAGAAAUUGGGCAGUGGUGGAUUUGGUUUUGUGACGCUCUGGAAAAAUCACAAGACCAAAGAGAUGGUUGCUAUCAAAAAAUGUCACAUACUGCUUGAUAAAAGCGAGAUGACUGAUAAGAACUGCGAAAGGUGGUGUAACGAGGUGUCGCUGAUGACCAAUAAAGUGCGCAAUGAAAACAUUGUCCGGACGGUGCAGGUUCAACCGGAAAGCUUUCUGCAGGAAUUGGUCAAACAUUCGGCAAAUAAGUUGCCCGUUCUGUGUAUGGAAUAUUGCGAGGGAGGCGACUUGCGGAGAGUACUGAAUCGCGUUUCCAGCUGCUGUGGAUUGAAGGAACAGGAAGUGAGAGACAUUCUGCGAUCGCUAAGGAAUGCGAUUUCCUGUUUGCAUAAUUUGAAAAUCACUCACAGGGAUAUUAAACCGGAAAACAUAGUCCUGAAGCAGGUAGGCGACCGAACGGUCUACAAACUGACGGAUUUGGGCUAUGCAAAAGCUCUGGACAAGCAGAGUUUGAAUGCCAGUUUGGUGGGAACGGUUGAAUACAUAGCGCCAGAUUUGAUCUACUGUGAUCGGUACAAUUGUUCCGUCGACUACUGGUCCAUGGGGAUUAUUGGUUUUGAAAUCAUGUGCGGAGUACGUCCCUUUAUUCCGCACUCCAUCGUCGCUAAAUGGAUGAUGCUCGUGCAGCAGAAGAAAUCCACGCACAUUGCUAUUACGGAGGACAACCGGGAAAAUUAUACGUACCAUACCGAAAUUUUCCCGGAAAAUAACAUUUCCCAUGUUUUGCAAAAGUACUUGGAAAAAUGGCUGACGCUUGCUUUGGAAUGGAAUCCAAAACAGCGUGGACAUGUCUUUCAGAUUGGUAAUAAAGAGGUUACCGAACAGCAGCUGAAAUCCGCCAAGGUGGUCAACAACUCUGAACCACCGAGCGGCCAACCGGUUCAAGUGCUCAAAAUAUUUGCAAUGCUGGAUUCUAUUUUGGAUACCAAAAUUCUUACCAUCUUCAGCUUGUACAAUUGCCGCUUUUUGAGCAUUGAAAUUGACGAAACAACUGACAUGGAAACGCUUCGCUCGGCAAUCGAAACCCAAACUAACAUCCCUCGCAAUGCAAUCGAGUUCGUUUUGCCACUCGAGCAAAAACUAGACCGUGUCACGGACAGCACGAAACCCAUCGAUCUACAUCUAGACGGAUUCUACGACAAACCGAUGCUGUUUGUCGUCAAACAAGGAACCAUAAUGCAGCCGGAUUUGAAACCGCACAUCCCGAAGAGUGUGUCGGACGUGUUCCAGAACAUUAAGUUGAAACUGAAGCCGCACAUGUUGAGGCAGUUUGUGUCGAACGCUUGGUACUUUGUAAACAGCGAACAGCGAACCUAUGUGACGACGCUGGACGGCAUAAAGAAUUACGGAUUAAUGCUGAACGACGAGAUAGUCAAGUGCCGGGACGAUGUUGGAAGGAUGAACAAAGUUUCCUAUGGAAUCAGCGGAGGGCUGGAAUAUCAUAAGCUGUCGCUGAGUCUUGCCAAGGAGAAGGCGAAGUCUUAUCAGCUUCCACUCGACAUGGUCCAGCAGCGCUUCGCCGUAUUGGAAGAACGGUGCAUCCGAAUGGAGGCUACCAUCUGCAAGCUAGCGGAGGUGGCAGACAAAAUCACCACCCGUUACGAGUCGGUGCUGAAACGCAGCCGCGAGGUGGUCGGCCAUCAGCUGCUCAAAGGUUACGAACAGCAGGACUAUUACAGUCUGAAGCAUUUAGACGGUCGGUACGAGAUUGCCCGCGUACAAAUCCUGGAAAAGAGUACCCACGAAAAGUCGCACAUCGAUAUGUUGCAGGCGGUGUACGAGUGUCUGAAGAAGCGGGAUAUCCUGCUGAGAGAUUACGACUUCAAGGAGCUGCAGCAACAACUGAUCGAUAUUCGUCGUGAAAAGCAAGAAAUAAGGAAAGCUCUGGAAAAAGCACAAGAGCACGCGGAAAAGUUCAAGAAAGACUUGGCCAAAAUGAUACUGGAGCACAAUGAUAGCAUCUGGAGCCUGUUUCUGCAGAGUUCUACCGAAGUAACGCAGAAGCAAGCGGUUCUUUGUAACGGAAGUGCACCGAUCAUCCCUGAUAUCGAACGAAUAAUGGGAAGCGCUCUUGUGAAUGGCGACCUGCCUGGUGCUCCCAAGUUCCACGUCGGUGGCACGGUUUCCACAUUGCAGAAUUCGUUUGGUAACGAACCAGUCAGCAAGAGUUUACUCUGCUUCGGUGAAGGGCCGGAUGUUGAGUCGUUGAUAGCUGCCAAUCAGUCGUUGAUCAUGACAACUGACGAUCUUAUCAGCGAUGCAUUCGAAUGGAUGAAGUAAGCUGACUUUAAAGCAAUCGAUUUCUUUGCAUUUUUCAUAGUCAAUUAGG
Molecule: messenger RNA, 2499 nt
Organism: Ochlerotatus camptorhynchus
Lineage: Eukaryota; Metazoa; Arthropoda; Insecta; Diptera; Culicidae
Gene: IKKbeta
Product: I-kappaB kinase beta
Exons: 6
Coding region: 57-2450 (797 amino acids)
Biological process (GO): tumor necrosis factor-mediated signaling pathway; peptidyl-serine phosphorylation; positive regulation of transcription by RNA polymerase II
Cellular component (GO): IkappaB kinase complex; cytoplasm
Molecular function (GO): ATP binding; IkappaB kinase activity
Source: RefSeq, a predicted model, not a curated record